CAAAGUAUACACAUAAUUAAAAAAAGAAGAAACAGUUACUAUUAGUUAGCUAACAGGGAAUGAUAGAUCUCUAGAUUGUUUAAUAAACCCUAGAAUUUUUUCAUUAUAUAUUCUUUGAUGAAGAAGCGUGUUAGACGUCAGAGGAUUCUCAUCCUCUCAUUACUAUCCAUCUCUAUAUUUGUUCCAGUUAUUCUUUUCUCCAUUUUCACUUCUUCUCAUGUACACAAAGGGUUGGUUGAGGAUUUAACUACCAUUAAAUACAAAACAGAAACACUACAAAUGAUGAAUUCAAUCGAACAGGAAAUAGAAAAAGAGUUGAAAGAGCCUACAUUAGCUUUAUACAAAAAUGAGACUUUUGUUAGUGAUGAAAACGUCAAGUCGUUUGAAAUAAACGAGACGUUUGGCAAUGCAAGAGGGACUGAUGGUGGGGGACUGGAUAAAAAUCAAACUAGGGUACAGAGUGCAUCCUUUUGGCCUUUUGGAAAGGGAAAUUCUAGGAAAUUAAUUGCUGGAGAAAGAGAUGUCCAGUCCCAGACUCUGGGAGCAAGGGACGAGAAGGUGAGAGAGAUAAAAGAUCAGGUGAUCAUGGCGAAGGCAUACUUGAAAUUCUCAUCACAAGACAAAAAUUCACAAUUAACCAAAGAGCUGAAGACACGAAUUAGAGAGCUAGACCGAGCUGUGGGUGAAGCUUUGAAGGAUUCAGACUUGUCAAGGAGUGCUUUGCAGAAAAUGAAAUCCAUGGAGGCUACCCUGUAUAAGGCCGGCAAGAUUUACACUGACUGCCCUGCCAUGGCAACAAAAUUUCGGGCAAUGACUUACAACACUGAAGAAGAGCUCCGAGCUUCGAGGAAUCAGGCCAAUUAUCUCGUUGAGCUUGCUGCAAGGACUACGCCAAAGGGUCUUCACUGCCUCUCUUUGCAGCUUGUAGCUGAUUACUUUGAACUGCAGCCCGAGGAACGUGAAUUCCAAAACCAACAAAAUUUGCAUGACCCAGAUCUCUAUCACUAUGUUCUCUUUUCUGACAACAUCCUUGCCUCUGCAGCUGUAGUCAAUUCCACUGUCUCGACUUCUUCUGAACCAGGGAAGAUGGUCUUCCAUUUGGUGACUGACGAUCUCAACUUCCUAUCGAUGAGAAUGUGGUUCUUGCUAAACCCACCUGGCCAAGCUACCAUUGAGAUUGAAAGCAUUGCCAAUAUUGACUCUCUCCCUUCAAAGUCAGUGUUGAAGAAGAAAUAUUCCCUCGACCCCAGAUACUUUUCUCCAUUAAAUCACCUUCGCUUCUAUUUACCAGAGAUCUUUCCUGCAUUGAACAAAGUUGUGUUCCUUGACCAUGAUGUAGUGGUGCAGAGGGAUCUCAGGGGAUUAUGGGAUGUAAACAUGAAGGGUAUGGUGAAUGGAGCUGUGGAGACUUGUCAGAAAGAUCAAUUUUCUUACCGUAGGAUGGAUAUGUUAAUCAAUUUCAGAGAUCCAUUUAUUGCCAAGAGCUUUGAUGUCAAGUCAUGCACCUGGGCAUUUGGCAUGAACGUGUUUGAUCUGCGAGAGUGGAGGAGACAUAAUUUGACUAGGGCUGCACAACGGGUAGGGUGGGUAAGAUAUGGCCUAUACCCGCCACCCUACCCGUUUAUGAACAGAUACAUCAUCAAGUACAACAGAAUGGGCUAUGUUUGA
Messenger RNA from Papaver somniferum (opium poppy), 1668 nucleotides. Its product is annotated as probable galacturonosyltransferase 6. The record is from RefSeq and is a predicted model, not a curated record. The coding region runs from base 118 to 1668 and encodes 516 amino acids. Gene Ontology annotation, molecular function: polygalacturonate 4-alpha-galacturonosyltransferase activity. Lineage: Eukaryota; Viridiplantae; Streptophyta; Magnoliopsida; Ranunculales; Papaveraceae. The transcript is spliced from 9 exons.